UCAUGGGGCCCCCAGGCAAUAGGGGAUCAUGGGGCCCCUGUGUCCUUGCCCACACUCAAAAAAGCCUAUGAAAAAGGUACCAGGGGCAUCUCAUGGGGCCCCCUACUGACCCCGGGCCCUCGGGCAGUGCUCGAGUUUCCAAAUGGUCAGUCUACCCCUGGUUACUUUCUUGGAGCAGUGUCAUAAUGUAUACUUUUCACUAGAAUCAGGAACAUGUUACAUGUUCCACCCUAAAAACAGGUGGAACAUGUAAAAUGUUCCUAAAGGUGGAUUUAUCCUUUGAGAAACUGUGUCUUCAU
Molecule: messenger RNA, 299 nt
Organism: Staurois parvus
Lineage: Eukaryota; Metazoa; Chordata; Amphibia; Anura; Ranidae
Source: the annotation of a GenBank genome assembly